UAUGCUGAAAAGUUUAGUGUUUGUGGGGUUUCCUUUGUUUGCCCUCUUUCAUAUGAGCCAUGCUGCCUGCUGGAUAAAAAUAGUGGAACCAGAUGCCACUCACUGUCAGGAUGAUGUGGAUAACACCCAGCAUCGGUUUGGAUCCAAAUGGAAGAACAGCAGGUGUGACGAGUGCUCAUGCACCUCCAAGGCCCUUCGUUGCUGUAAUGGGUGGCCAACAGGCACAUCUGGAGACUGCAUCAUUAAACAUGAUUACAAAACCUGUACUUUUAAAGUGAUAGAUCAAAAAAAUCCACAUGCUCCAUGUGGCUUGGUUGGAAAGUAA
Molecule: messenger RNA, 325 nt
Organism: Clarias gariepinus (North African catfish)
Lineage: Eukaryota; Metazoa; Chordata; Actinopteri; Siluriformes; Clariidae
Product: beta-microseminoprotein A1-like
Exons: 3
Coding region: 2-325 (107 amino acids)
Source: RefSeq, a predicted model, not a curated record